This is a messenger RNA of Toxoplasma gondii ME49, 6668 nucleotides long. RefSeq lists its product as hypothetical. Lineage: Eukaryota; Apicomplexa; Conoidasida; Eucoccidiorida; Sarcocystidae. Bases 1813 to 6132 code for a protein of 1439 amino acids. The record is from RefSeq and is a predicted model, not a curated record. The transcript is spliced from 2 exons.
UAUACAUAUCUGGUGUCAAAUACGAGGUUCAACGGCGACAACGCGGACUUUAGAUGAUGGUUCGAGUUCUACGAUUGGGCUUGCUUGCUAAAUGUACGCGUCUUUGUUGUUUCAAAUGCUGUGCCAUAGACUGAUUGUGCCUCGGUUCGUCGCAAGCAUGGCGCCACCGACCUGUGAAUGCUAGGCUUUCGACUUUUUUCAGACGUUGUCUGGCGACAAGGCCCUUUCGUUUCAGAUUGUACUUCUCAUCGACGCGGCGCAGUUUUCUGUAGCUUUUCCAUCCUUCAGGACGCGGUGGGGACUCCUAUCUCUUCCCUCCUUCUGUUCUACAGCAGGAGCUGCCUCUUCCCCUGAUCCGGACAUAAAGAUUCACUGCCUCUGUUAUUUCUUAUCAUGGGCUUCCGCAACGCGAGUUUUGUUGCUGGGUACACUUUUCGACCCUGCGGCAUGUGCAAAUCAGCUUCCAACAUAUUUCUAUGACUCCAAGUUCUCAAACACAACUCCUUGUUUUUUAUGACGAUGGCAACUUUCAUGAACACAUACCUCGAUAACCUGGUACAUUAGCGAAAAGCGUACACGGAUCUGCCUCUAUAUUUCCAAACACCUCCACUCUCCUCUCGGACGGGCCGGCACACGCGGGACAACAACUACUCAAAGACAUCGCGUUCUACGAAUUUCAAGAUCUCUUGUCUGCCUCAUGUUUGCUACCGGAGCGUUUCGGUCCUUCAGCCUCAAGCGCCCUGCCCGGCGCCUCUCUCGUGGCAUAUUUUCGAGAAAGCCUUCUGUUUCACCAGAAGGGGCAGAGCCUCUGCACGAAAGCAAAGGUUCUCCUUCUGCCGCAAGAAGAGAGAAAGGCAGACAAAGCAGAUCGCAGUCAGCAGACGCGCGGCACUCUCGCUACGAGAGGUGGUGGACUUUCCUCUCGAAGAAAAGCUCCGCAAGCUUCCCGGAACAACAUGAAGGGACGUUCACUGAGAUCCACAAUCUUGACCACCAACGAUAUGGAAGCCCGAGAGACGCAAACGGCAGAGGUACAAGGAACGCAGAUGCACAGGUGCCAAGCAUGGUGCAAGCGAAGAAAGACACGGAGAAAGCCGGAGAAGUAACUGGUCAAGCAGAAGUGAGUAACAGGGGGGACUGAGUGUGGCUUUUUGAAACAUCCUUGAAUUGCGGACAGGCGGUGUGUCUGCAUCGUAGAAACACUCGGAUCAGCUCUUCCCUUCGUGCUACACCGUGUUGAAUAGAAAGGCGCAAAGAGACAGGCGACCAUGUACAAUCUCGACUUUGACACCGUACAGUGCCUCAACCACGCGGCAGAAACCACACCGUUUCUACCAUGAGACACAGGUUUUGUGUUCCGGCGUCGAGCAUUAUUGAUGUUGCCUAUCAGGUCCAAGUGUGUUGUUUCCUCGGUCUGUUCCUGUUGUGAUACUCUAAUCCUUCGAAGUUCUCAGUGCCGCAGGGGCGUUCCCAGGUACUGCGGGGAAAACCAUGACCACGCUGAACAGAAUCGCUGUAGAAAGCCAUUCGGCACCGACGUGAGCGUGUUGAAAUAGAAAGUCGGCACUCGCGUUGAAUCAGGAGAGGGGAAGUUGACCGUGUUGUAGGGCGUUUUUUCGUGCUGCUCUGCAGGUCGACGCUAGAGGGAGUCCGGAGUUUCUCACUUCUGCAGUGGAGAACGCACGUACCUAUUUUCUUGGUGCGGGCAACCCGUGGCCCGCGCCCGGACUUGGUCGCUGCAGUUCACUUCACUCUUUGGGCUCUCUUUCGUCCUCCGCGCAGGGCAGUCAUUCCACACACUCUCGGAACUCAAUGGAAACCCCUUAUUCGCAGGGGCCGUGCGGCUCUAUGUAUAUAGCCGGCGCUGAAAUGUGCAACGGCACAGGUCAAAACUACUCGAUGAUUCCGAGUGUUCCGUCCUCUGGAAGGAGUUCCUGCCACUUCUUUCUUCCAGACACGGAACGACUAACGGGGAAAUCCGCGAAAGGAAAGGCUACUCGACAUUUCGGUCGCGGAGAUGACACGAUUCAGUGCAGAGAGGACCGCAUUUGCAACGCAGGGACACGCGCUCAUAUCGUCUCCAGGGAAGCAAAGACGAAAUUCCCCGCUACACCGUUUUCGGAGCAGUUGCAAUCGAGUGGGUCGCCCGCCAGACGCGGGCGAGAGACGCCAGGGAGAGCGCGACGAAGAGUUGAAAUGACUCACGAACCGCGUCCUCGCGGUCUGCGCAGACGGCGGAAGCGCGAAACGAGCGAAGAAGACUCCUCGGAACUUUCGUCUGUAUCGGCGAGUGGCUCAACUCCACGGGAUGGCGACUUGGUAGGCCGGUAUGGCAGAGGACGCGAAAGCGGACACGGGGUGCGGAGAGGUUCUCGUGAACGCUCUCCUGGUGAGAGCUUGGAGCAUUUGCCCACAAAGAAUAUUCAGUCUGGUUCAUCCAGCGAAGGCUGUGCGGGGCUGGAACUCCAAACGUACACAGAGCGUCCCUCCCCUCCUGGCUUGCACCUCUCUGUGUGUCGCCUUUUGUCCACGCCUCGGCCCGCCACUUCCCAAAACGCCUGCUGUGUGAAAGAACCGAAGAGGACUACGCUUCAGGCCCCGCGAGAGCAGAAAGGGCUUCAAAGUCUUACCCGGAGUGGAUCUCUUUCGGAAAAAGACGAAGACUACGACAGCGCGCACUGGCACGAACUUUCUUGUCAACUGAGUGCCGCGUUCCACUCCAGUCGUCUUUCGGAGGACCUCGACGACGAGCCGCUCUCUCAACGAAGUGUGCCUUGCGGUGCUUCGUCUGAAAAAACCGCCGAUUCGCGAGUUUCAUCGGCGGGUAAAAGCUCAUCGAGUCCUCCCGCAGGUAGCGAACAGACCUUGGUGGCUCUGCCCGCUUCACUGAGAGAAAAGCCCUUCGGGCUACACGUCAGCGAACGGAGUGAGACCCCUGUGCCCAGCAGCCACUGUACGUUGCUCGCAUCUUGUGCCUCUGCUGAAUGUGUGUUUUCCCGCUGUGCUUCUUUCCUUGGUACGUGUGCACCUCUCCUCUCAGGUUCGCGUGAGUCGGGACGGGGAAGUCCAGUUUCCAGUGGACCGACCAGCAAGACGCUAGAGCGAACUCGUGCCGACGAAAAAAAAAGGGAACACCUCAAAAAUCAGCCGGACCUUUCAGAGGAUACACUCGCUGGUUCUACCCAGAAUGCGGCUGUCAGGCUGUGCAGAGCCAACACUUUCGCGCCUCCGCCCGGAGUCGAGGCAAGACACGAAAACGGAGAAGGAAAGAAGGGGGAGGGACUUCCGAGAAGGUUGGGCGCUGGAGCAUCAGCGGAGUGUGGUUUUGAACAGGCAGACAGUGAACGGGAGAUUUCCUCGCCAUCUAUGGAAGACUGGCAAACGCGUGGCCCCCCGUGUAAGCAAGGCUGCUCUCGUCGACCCGGGGAGGCUCCGCCCAUGUGCAACGAAAGCAGUGUGCAUUCCUCCUCCGGUUCCCAUUCGUUUUUUUCUCUGUCGUCCACUUCCUCCUCGUCUUCAUGUGGGUCUUCUUCUGUCAAGUCAAUGCCCUCUUCUGCGUCUUUCGACAAGAACCACGGCAAGAAACAUGCAGGGCGGGAACGACAGGGACGCCAGGACACCUGCAAGGAACGGGUUGAGAGACAAAAACGAGAUCCACCGGAUCCCAAAGGUAGUCGUUAUAAAGAGCAAGUGAACGCGACGACGCGAGUCUGUAAACAGGCCGCUGAUUCUUCGACGUUAGAACUGACAACGGCAGAAAUGGCCUUGGCUUCCAUCGGGAAAGGCGUAACCACGGCGAUCGAGUGUGGAGCUGCGACACUCGUAGAUUUUCUUGCAGACACCCUUCCACGACUCUCUGUGGAACCCGACUACAAGCAAAUGCGUGUGAGGACUCCGAAUCAAAUGGUGAGGCCGAGAUCGUGUUCACCGUCGCUCCUGCGUCGGGAGCGCUCGCGAUUUGCGAGCGUCUCUCGCGCACUGAGCAGUUGCGGGUUGCCCUCACUCUGCAACCCCUCCGGUGCAGAAUCUCCAGACGAGGAACGAACAGAAAAACUGGACAGAACACAGGCUCGUCGCGGCGCAAAACAAGAAGCCAUGUCGUCGUCCGUGGCGACCACGCUCCGGGCCGAAGCAGUGCCUGGUUCCGCUAACACAAAAGACGCUCCUGUCCAGUUCCAGGGAAUGCGUGCUGAACUCGAAAAAACUCGGAUUCUACCCCGGAGUUUCGCCUCUGCACUUCCUGCCCAUCUCGCAGGGCCCAGCUUGGUGUCGCCAUUUUGCGGGAACAGCUCUGGUGGGUGGGGCUUGAUUGAAGGACGCCUUCGAGGGGCUCCGGCUCUCCUGGAAAACCGACGGGAAUCGCUGUCCUCAAAGCUCUUGACAAAUGCCCCUCUUAGCUUCCUGACAACCGUGCAUUCUAAAAACGAUUCUUCAGCGUUGCAUUUCGGCCACGCAAAUUCCUCAUCGGCACACACUCGGGCAGUCUUGGAAGUAAAUCCCCAGUCGAACUGGCUCUCGUCGCACUCGCCGCAGUUCGCUUUGCACAAACUUCCAUCGCAUACACCACCUAGCAGCCCCUGCAUUUAUAUCACCGGCACAUGCAAGGCUAGUGGGAUCACACCUCUUUUCGGUACCGCGGUGAACACACAACGAGGAACUUUUAGCCACAUGCCUGCGCCAGUGCAGGUUUUUCCUCUCCCUGUUCGCGCUACUGAAGAGCAGGUACCCCUCCAACUUCCACGCGAUCGCCACUCCACGAACCCUACGCGGAGUAAGUCUUCUCUGGUUCGUUCCGUUUCGGCUGGCGGUGCAUCUCCGUUUCUCUCAACAGACGCCCCCCCCCUUCCUGUCGCGGGUUCUUGUGGCACUGUAACAGAUCGUGCCUUCACACCGUCGACCCAGUCUCUUGGAGGCCCCGGUAGCCCAUUCACUGAAGAACGAACUCCCGACGAUUUCUGCUGUCAUUCAUAUUCCAAGCUCGGAGCGCUGACGCCCUGCACGACGGCGACCGCCACCACCUCAGGGUCUACAAUGCGCCAGCCUUCCUCUGAGCAGCGGCCUCUGAAAGGGUUUGCCUUCGCUUCCUUCUCGCCUCCAGUGAAUCGCUUGUCAGCAAGUGGUUUUGUCAACGACGCUUCUACAGAGAUUCCUCUCCACCCGAAGUUGUUGGUGGGAGAGGAAGAUCGUGCCUCGCUGACUAGGAGUCCUUCUAGGUCGAUGGCACUUGCCGCGGACGCAAGUAAAAACUCACCCCCAGAGACUCCGAGGAGCCUUCCUUUUUCGUUCAGCGCCCCUUCGGGGUUCUGUUCGACGAAGCCCGCUCCUAACGGGGCCGAGAAAUUGGAGAAAGAGCAACGCGCCGAAAAACACAUUCGAAGUCUUCGCCGAACCGCACCUGUGGAAUGUCAGCGGUCAAAGCAUCAACAGGAGAAGGUAUCACGAAACAGAAGGGAGGACGGUCGAUGGAAGCGCCUCGGCGGCUGCGGCAAUGAAGCCAAUGACACGUCGGUACACAUGGAAGGCGAAACGCCAAUAACGUCGUUUCCUUCUAGAUGCGGAAGCUUAAAUGGCGGUGAAACAGUGCGAGAAACGGACCCUCAAACCCAGCGUGAAAGAGAAAGGGAAGAAACCCCAGGUCGUUCUCCCUCUGCAAAUAUGAAACCCUCGACGGCGUCUUCGUGUUUCGUUGAAGAAAAGCCAGCCAGAGACAGGGAAAAUGAUCAGGCGCCCCGAAGAAAAAGGUUGCCCGCAGUUUCACGAGCUCGGUUCCUCCUGGAGGAAAUCCGGCAUCAAGAAGAGACUGGGGGGCUAACUAAAGAAGCUUUCCCGAUGGAAGAAGUGCUUGACCUGAUGAAGCAUUUCGACGUUUUGGAUGUAAAUGGAGUGAGCGUAUACAAGCUUGAGGCAGACUGGAAGAUUCCGAAAUUUUUUACUCCACACUGCGCACCCAGCGACAAGUGGGUUGAGAAAAACCAUGCUGACGGUGUCAACUUCAUGGCUUUCCUCCAAGAGAUCACAGCUAUCGCGACUGAUUUGUAUCAGGAACCGAGCCUCCCGAAUUGCCGCCUGCAGUCACAGGGGAAUCUAGAUGAAAGUGGUCUUCCGCCGUUCCUCGGUCUUUCUGAGCGAUAAGGUCUUGACAUUUCAGGUGGAGGCUUGCCUGAACUGCACGAUCUCCAUGGACACGAAAUGCUACAAAGGGAAUAUAUAUAUAUAUAUAAUUACAUAUGUUUAAGCGGUUCCGAACCACGAAGACAGGUAGAGAGUGUGCGAAAGUAGCGCUGUGGCAUUCAGAAGUAUUGGUAAUUACACAGAUCCGCAUGUGUGGUGGACUGCGAUUGGCACACCGGCCAAGUACACAGAUGCAUAACCUGAGGAAGAUUUCCGUUCGGGACCUGUACAGGCGGACGGUUUUAGUUCUUGUCAAAAGAUCCAGCCUUUACUUAUAAACUGUAACUUCUGUGUCGCGUGACUGAGAGUUUCUGUCUACCAGCGGCAGGCGUUGCAUUCAUGGGAAAGCCGAUGAACCUGUCUGUCGUGUCACCGCCGUUUACAGUCACCGAAAUACCAAGAAACCAUUCUUUCUGGAUGUAAAUCACCAAAAACCUUGUCUGGCAUUCCUUGCGCUACUCUGGCACGGAGUGUUAAAGGGUGUUGCUGCCCUCGAA